Molecule: messenger RNA, 408 nt
Organism: Vicia faba (fava bean)
Lineage: Eukaryota; Viridiplantae; Streptophyta; Magnoliopsida; Fabales; Fabaceae
Source: the annotation of a GenBank genome assembly
AUGACAAGAGAUGAUGAUAUUGAGAAGCAUUCUAAAGCUAUUGAUGAAGAAAGGGAGAGCGUUGACUUUUUCUCCAAAUCAAUUUCAUUCUCCAAAAUCUGUAAACCCUCCCUUUGUGAUGACUUUGUUGCCAAACUAGACACUCUAAUUGUUUGUGAAAAGGGUGUUUCUGUUUGCCGUGAUAUAGCUGCUAAAGGAUUAGAAGGUGAUCUCUUUAUUGGGACUAGUCUUGUUAACAUGUUUUGUAAAAUGGGUCGUUUGGAUACUGCAAGGAAGGUGUUCGAUAAAAUGUCGAAUAAAGAUGCUGCUUCUCGGAAUGUGAUGAUUUCCGGGUUGUCGCAUAGCUUGCAUCCUAGUGAGGCUGUGGAAAUGUUUUGGAAAAAUGCAGAUGGAGGGUGUGGAGCCUGA